Molecule: messenger RNA, 5709 nt
Organism: Pungitius pungitius (ninespine stickleback)
Lineage: Eukaryota; Metazoa; Chordata; Actinopteri; Perciformes; Gasterosteidae
Product: adenylate cyclase type 6-like
Exons: 24
Coding region: 436-3990 (1184 amino acids)
Biological process (GO): adenylate cyclase-activating G protein-coupled receptor signaling pathway; cAMP biosynthetic process; intracellular signal transduction
Cellular component (GO): plasma membrane
Molecular function (GO): adenylate cyclase activity
Source: RefSeq, a predicted model, not a curated record
AGAGGGAGAGAGAGGGAGGGAAUCGGGGAGGUCGAAGCGUUGAGAAUGUACUGUAGCUCUGGCUGAGAAGGGCGAAGGUCUGUUCGGUAGUUCCCCCUCGCUUCCCCCUGAACCGACCCUCCUCUUGCACACCGACGGACCCGCAUCCGAAGCUGCGUGGAGAGCGCCCGCGCGCGGGGGAGGGGGGGGGGGGUGUGCGUGUGGGAGAAAACUGGAGCUCCACUGCGGCGUUAUGUCCAAACGGAAAACAGGGGGUCUAUAGAGGCACCUGAUGGUCUAUAGAGCCGACCCGCACUCACUGUUUCUACAAAGAAGGACGGCUCAUCCGCAGACACACCUCUGAUGCCUCCGGUCGGUCUGAGCUCAUGGUGUGUGCUCGCUGGGAUAAACUAGUGGCUAGUGCAGCGUUGCUACACACAAAAAAGCCCACACAGGAUGUCGUGGGCCAGGGGCCUCUUUGUGGGCACGGUGGAUGAACGAAAGACGGCGUGGGGAGAGCGCAACGGCAAGAAGAGAAGGAACAGCUCGUCGUUGUGCAACCCCCACUACAUGAGCUGCCUGAGGGACCCGGAGGACCUGGAGCUCCCUAAUGCGUCCCCCCAGCACUACCGUUGCGGAGCGGGCACUAGUGGGGGGAACUUCGGCCUGCGCUGUGCCUGGCAGGAGGACCACUAUGGGAAAAGGAUGGGUGGCGGGGCCCUGGGUCCAAAGGCUGUGGACGUGGGCUUCGAGGACGUGGAGCUGAAGGGCACGAAGGAGGAGGAAGUAGGGGAACUGGCGGAGGGCGGCUGCAAGGCCAUGUCCGCAGCGGACUGCUGGAUGCGGGUUAUGUGGGUUUUCCAGUCCAAGAAAUUUCAGUCGGGCAAGCUGGAGCGCCUGUACCAGCGCUACUUCUUCCGGCUCAACCAGAGCUCGCUGACCAUGCUGAUGGGGGUGCUGGUGCUGGUGUGCGCGGUCAUGCUCGCCUUCCACUGCAUCCACAGGCCCCCCGACGUGGCCUACGUCUCCGUACUCUCUGUGGCCAUGGCUCUCUUCCUGGCCAUGAUGGUGGUGUGUAACCGCAACGGCUUCCACCAGGACUACAUGUGGAUUGUCAGCUACCUGGUGAUUGGGGUGCUAAUGGUAGUGCAGGUUUUCGGGGUGCUGAUGGUGUACCCCCGCAGUGCCACAGAAGGCAUCUGGUGGACGGUCUUCUUCGUCUACAUUAUCUACACGCUGCUGCCGGUCCGGAUGAGAGCGGCUGUGGUUAGUGGAGCUGUGCUGUCCACCAUACACCUGGUGACCGCCUGGCAGCUCAACCAAGAGUACAAGUUCAUUUUCAAACAGAUCAGUGCCAAUGUGGUGAUCUUCAUGUGCACGAACAUGAUCGGGAUCUGUACCCACUACCCUGCUGAGGUGUCCCAGAGACAGGCCUUCCAGGAGACGAGAGGAUAUAUCCAGGCCAGACUGCACCUGCAGAGGGAAAACCAACAGCAGGAGCGCCUACUGCUGUCAGUUCUGCCAAGGCACGUUGCCAUGGAGAUGAAGGCUGAUAUCAAUGCCAAGAAGGAAGAUAUGAUGUUCCACAAGAUCUACAUCCAGAAACACGACAAUGUUAGCAUACUGUUUGCCGACAUCGAGGGCUUCACCAGCCUGGCGUCUCAGUGCACGGCCCAGGAGCUGGUCAUGACGCUCAACGAGCUGUUCGCCCGCUUUGACAAACUGGCUUCGGAGAACCACUGUCUGCGUAUUAAAAUCCUAGGGGACUGUUACUACUGUGUGUCAGGGCUGCCUGAGCCCCGUGCCGACCAUGCCCACUGCUGUGUGGAGAUGGGAGUAGACAUGAUUGAGGCCAUCUCCCUGGUGAGAGAGGUGACGGGUGUUAAUGUGAACAUGCGGGUGGGCAUCCACAGCGGGCGCGUUCACUGUGGGGUGCUGGGCCUACGCAAGUGGCAGUUUGACGUCUGGUCCAAUGACGUGACGCUUGCCAACCAAAUGGAGGCCGGGGGGAAGGCAGGGCGGAUCCACAUCACAAAAGCCACACUACAGUAUCUGAACGGGGACUAUGAGGUGGAGCCAGGAUCUGGAGGAGAGAGGAAUGCUUAUGUGAAGGAGAACAACAUUGAAACCUUCUUGGUUAUGGGCUGCAGCCAGAAGAGGAAAGACGAGAAAGCCUUGAUGGCCAAGAUGCAGCGGGCACGUGCAAAUUCUACAGAGGGAUUGAUGCCGCGCUGGGUGCCUGACAGAUCCUCCAGAACUAAGGAGUCCAAAGUCUUCAGGCAGAUGGGCAUCGAUGAAGCAUCCAGCAAAGACAACCGCUGCGCUCAGGAAGCGCUGAACCCCGAGGACGAGGUGGAUGAGUUUCUUGCUCGGGCCAUAGACGCGCGCAGCAUUGACCAGCUGAGGAAGGAUCAUGUCAAGAAGUUCCUCCUCACCUUUCAGACCCCUGACCUCGAGAAAAAGUACUCCAAAAAGGUUGAUGAUCGUUUUGGGGGAUAUGUGGCCUGCACUCUCCUUGUUUUCUGUUGCAUUUGUUUCAUUCAGCUGAUUAUUUUCCCAAAAACAACACUCAUGCUCGGUCUUUACAUCAGCAUCUUCAUUGUCCUCGUCAACAUCCUCUUCAUCUGUGCCAUCUACUCCUGCAUCAAACUCUUCCCAGCUGCCUUGCAGACUAUAACCAAGAAAAUAGUCCAGUCUCGUGCAAACAGCACACUGGUGGGCGUCUUCACCAUCCUCCUCCUCUUCAUUUCCUCCUUUGCUAACAUGUUUACCUGCAGCAGAGUGAAUCUCAAAGACUGUGUGGCCAACGAGCUGAACACAUCGGAAACGUUCUGCCUGCUGCACAACCUGUCCAGGACAGCGGAGGAUGCUCUGAUUGUGUGUUCGAGCCAGGCCAUGCCCUGCCAUUUCCCCGAGUAUUUCAGCUACAGUGUACUGCUGACCCUGCUGGCCUGCUCCGUGUUCCUCCACAUCAGCAGCAUAGGGAAGCUGGCUCUGAUGCUCUUCAUCCAAUUCACUUUCCUCCUGCUGGUCGAGUGGCCUCAGGUGGCCUUGUUUGACAACGCAGACCUGCUGGUCAUCGCCAACACCCUGCAAUUAUCACCUGUUAAUGAUUCCCUACAGCAGUCUGGUUUCAAUGAAACUGCAGAACAGUGCCUAGAGAGCGUGACCAAGGUAUCCUUAAAGGUCAUGACCCCUGUUAUCUUGACGGUGUUUGUUCUGGCUCUCUACUUGCACGGCCAGCAGGUGGAGUCCACCGCACGCCUGGACUUCCUCUGGAAGCUACAGGCCACGGAGGAGAAGGAGGAGAUGGAGGAGCUGCAGGCAUACAACCGGCGCCUGCUCCACAACAUCCUGCCCAAGGACGUAGCCGCCCACUUUCUGGCGCGGGAACGGCGGAAUGACGAGCUGUACUACCAGUCAUGUGAAUGCGUCGCUGUCAUGUUUGCCUCCAUCAGCAACUUUUCGGAGUUUUACGUGGAGCUGGAGGCGAACAACGAGGGAGUGGAGUGUCUCAGGCUCCUCAAUGAGAUCAUCGCCGAUUUUGACGAGAUCAUCAGUGAGGAGAAGUUUCGUCAGCUCGAGAAAAUCAAGACCAUCGGCUCGACCUACAUGGCGGCCUCUGGCCUCAACGACUCCACCUACGACAGAAAAGGCCGUUCACACAUCCUGGCUCUGGCCGACUACGCCAUGAGACUCAGAGAGCAGAUGAAAUACAUCAACGAGCACUCCUUCAACAACUUCCAGAUGAAGAUAGGGUUGAACAUGGGCCCGGUGGUAGCAGGUGUGAUUGGAGCCAGGAAACCCCAGUAUGAUAUCUGGGGGAACACAGUCAACGUGGCCAGCCGGAUGGACAGCACAGGAGUACCAGACUGCAUCCAGGUGACCACAGAUUUAUACCACGUGCUGGUCGACAACGGGUACCAGCUGGACUGUCGAGGUGUUGUCAAGGUGAAGGGGAAGGGGGAGAUGACCACUUACUUCCUCACCAGCGGCCCUGCGGGCAGUUAACGUCGGGCAAGCCGAACUGCAGUGCGACUCCCACUGCACUGACAAGCCGGAGACUGCAGAGAGACUGAGUGGUCAGCUCGAGCUGAGGAGCACCGAAGCACGCCGCGAACACGCCGGGGACAGAAGAAGAGACAACAAGAGACGAGCCCGGCACGUCGGUGUUUUGUCAAGUACUCUGACGCGCACACGUUGUUCAUGUACGAAGGCUUUUUCCCAAGCUGAGAUCACAAAGCCCAGUUGCCUUAGGACGGAAGCGACUUUGCUUGUGUAUAUGAGCAAUAAUACAAGUAUUUCAUCUGUAGUCGAUAUUUAUUUUCGUGCGGAUGGAUUUAUGUUAUGACCUUGUAAAAAAGUAUAUAUAUAUAUAUAUAUACAAAAAACUUGACUUAAAAAGAUAUUAUGCAAGGACAACACCGAUGAUGAAAAUGACCAAAGAACAAAUGUUAGUUAUGAAACACACACUUAUGAUUCUAUUCAAAAGUACAGUAAACCUAAGUAAUUAUUCAUCUUUUGGCAUUGAAGGCCACAGUAAUGUCACUGUCACCGAUAGGGACGAACACUUUCUUUUAAUGUUGUAGACUUAUUCAUGAAGGAGAUCAGACGCACACCUUCGCAGGUAGAAAACACUCACAAUAACCUUGGCUUGGACUUCUGUGUUUCUUAUCAGGGUCUUCUUUGUUUCUUUUUUUAGCCUGUGGUUAGCCAGAGUCUGCACUCAAGGCUGUUUGUGCUCCCUGCAAUGUGCUUUUGGUCAAAGCCAAAAACAAGAAGUAUGAAAUGAAGGAAGAACAGUUGCAUUAGUAUCCCGGUACUGAAGAGAGAUUCAUUCAACAAAUGUUUUGUAUAAGUGUGGGUGAGUACCGUGUGUCUGCGUGUGUGUGUGUGUGUGUGUGUGUGUGUUGGGUGAGGGGGGGUGAGCACACAUAGCUAAAUGCUGAUCUUUACCUAGGAGCAUACUGUAACUUUUCACUGUGAGGUUUUUAUGAUACUGUAUGACGAUGCUUUCUUGCCAAACCGGUUGCUGCAAGGCAUGUUUUAUAUUAUUCCUCAGAGUUGUGUCCUCAGAGUCCUAUUCCUGAUUUCUCGUGUCAAAACGCUAAUUUGAAGAGAAUCGUGUGCACUGCGCCUUCUACUGGUCUCUGAUUUUGACUGAUUUCACUCCAACUUAAAUAAGCAAAAGCCUAUGAAACGUUUAUUUUGGAUUGUGUUACAACGUGUCAACAUAAAGUGGUUUCCUGAUGGCUACAGGAUAAACUAUUUUCAGGAAUUAUUUGUCUGCUCAAGUAUUGCAUUGAGAUUAUAUAGUUACAAGAUCUGCGUACUUCAUGGACCAAUAUUCACAACUUUACACAACAGUAUUUGACCCCAUCUGGUUAUAAUGGCACAUGGAGGCUUGUAACCCCCUAAAAUUAGUGUUUUGAAACCAUAAUCAUUUGAAUGUAUGUAAUGAUUACCAUCUUUGUCCACAAUAAACUACUUCUGAAGGAAAACACUAUACAUCGCAUUUACAUUGUACUGGAGGCCAAAUUGUUAGGACACCUGUUGAAAAGUGAAGGUAUUUUACAUUUAGACGAGCAUUUAGACACAUUUAGACACCUUGUGUUGGUAUCUCACAUUUCUGUCCAAGCCCAAAAGAACACUGCCUUCAAAGGCUACAAAAAAAACCUUGCUUUCCUUAAAUUCAAAGGUCAACUAAACACUGUUUAGCGUGUUUUCCUU